CUCCACGCGGCGUUUCUUCCCUUAUUUUUCGUUUUCCAAUUUCCAACUUACAAAGAAAAAAACGUUACACUCAGUAACAUGACCAACACUUACUUGCAUGACUCUCUCUCUCUCUCUGUUUAAUCUUUGACUUGGCCCAUGCCUAACUUCAUCUCCAAGCUCUCUCUCUCUAGCCGUCACGCGGCACUGCAUGAAUUUCUCUCUCUAGACUUUGCUUAUAAAAAACCACACCAACCUUCCAUAACAAACACUUCUAUACAUUAAAGCCAUUUCCUUUUCGCUUUCUCUCUGCUUCACUUACAAAACCCAGAUAUUUUAUUCUCUCUCUUUUCACUUCUGCAACAUCCAUGGCUCGUUCUUCUGCCUUAGCGCUCUUUUUCUUGCUCAUCAUAGUUUCUACAUUCGUGUCAAACACAGAAAGCAGGAAGCUUUUGAUGACUAGUAAAAAGGAGGAUUCUGGUUCUGUCUCUUCCUCGUUUGCCAGCUUAGUUCUCGGUGUCCUUCCUAAGGGCACUGUACCAUCUUCUUCGCCUAGCAGGAAAGGUCAUGCCACCCUAGCCAACGAGCAGCUCUUCCAAAGGCAUUUGGCCACUAUUGAUCGGAUUCUAGGGUCUGUUCCAAGCCCUGGCGUUGGUCAUUAAACUCUCUGCAGUUCUAAAAUUUAAUUUUCUUGGAUAUUAUUUGUUCAUUAAUUAGUUUCAAUCUUAUAUUAUCCACUAAAAUUUUGAUAAAUUCUUUAGUUUUUUUCUUUUUUUGUUCUUAUUUGUGGUGGGUUAGACAAACACGGAAUGGUAGAGCUACAUAGUGGACUGGCUGUCAAUUCUCUUUCAUUUUCUUUUUGUUAAAAGGGGUUGAUUUACAUGUUUGCAUCCCUUUAUUAUUACUUACAAACAGUCUCGUGAAAGUGAUGUCGCAUUAUUUCAUUUUGUCA
This is a messenger RNA of Jatropha curcas, 931 nucleotides long. RefSeq lists its product as hypothetical. Gene Ontology annotation, biological process: response to osmotic stress; cellular response to nitrogen starvation. The record is from RefSeq and is a predicted model, not a curated record. NCBI's taxonomy places the organism in Eukaryota, Viridiplantae, Streptophyta, Magnoliopsida, Malpighiales, Euphorbiaceae.